GAGAGAGAGAGAGAGGUCUACUCAGUUCAACGUCAGAGACUCGCUCACUCUCUCUCACUCUCUGUGCCACGUAAAUGCCGCGCGCCUAUUAGCUGCCUCUCUCCUCCGCGCUGCAGAACGCCUCGUUUGAAGUCCGUGUAUAUGUGGGUGAGCGCGCGCGCUUGUGCGUGCUGGUUUUUGAGCUCGCGCUCGGAGUUCGGCGCGAGCUGAAACUUUCUUUCCUCCUCUUUUCUGUUCAGAGCGAGGGAGAGCACCAGCAGCAACAAGAACACUAAAGAACAGCGGCAGCAGAGUGGACCGCAGCGGAACAACCGUACGGCGAUUCAUUGCACUCUCAGCGCGCUGCUUCUGCGCGUGCGAGCGCGCUCUGUCUCGGGACCCCUAUAGUGCGCGAGGACCCCGGCUCGUUCCCUAAUCGCACCCCGGCCGGCGUCCUGCUCGCUGUCAUGAACUCCAGCUAUGCCCCUGUAAUGGACAGACGACUGGAGACUGACAGCCUGCAGGCCAAGAAGAACUUCUCGGUGAGCCACCUGCUGGACCUGGAGGAGGCGGCGGACAUGGUGGGCCCUCAGGCCGAGGAGAGCGCGGGGGACGCGGGCAGGACCAUGCUGGAGUCACCGGGACUGACCAGCGGCAGCGACACUGCGCAGCACGAGAAUGAGCAGCUGAAUGCGGAGGAGAAGAAGAAGCGCAAGCAGAGGCGGAACAGGACCACAUUCAACAGCAGUCAGCUGCAGGCGCUGGAGCGAGUGUUUGAGAGGACGCACUACCCUGACGCCUUUGUCCGAGAGGACCUGGCCCGUAGAGUCAACCUUACCGAGGCCAGAGUGCAGGUGUGGUUUCAGAACCGGCGGGCGAAGUUUCGCCGUAACGAGCGAGCCAUGCUGGCCAGUAAGAACGCCUCGUUGCUCAAGUCCUACUCAGGAGAUGUAACGGCGGUGGAGCAGCCCAUCGUCCCCCGACCUGCUCCACGGCCCAACGACUACCUAUCCUGGGGCAGUGCUUCCCCGUACAGCUGGUUCCCAAGGUCGGAGGGAGGGCCAGUGCGAGUGCCACAGAAAAUGCUGCCCACAGAAACACAAUGGCAAACUACCCACCCACUUGUGCCAACACCACUUCCACCCAGGGAAUGAACAUGGCAAACAGCAUCGCAAACCUAAGACUGAAAGCCAAAGAGUACAGCCUCAACCAGGUGCCCACAGUUAACUGAGCAUAGAUAGAGCGUUGAAAGGGGAGUGAGAGAGAGAGAGAGCGAGAGCGAAGGAGGGAGGAGUGGAGGAACAGAGAAUCGCUAAGGCCUCAAAUGAGCUGGAUGACUUGAAAGGCCUCAGAGGAGCUGGAUGAAUUGGUCUGAAGCAGAGAUCCUUCUUUUGCCCUUUUACAGAGCCAAUCUCCGCUGGGAAUAGAACAGCCCUCCUCUCCUUCCCUGGAAUUAUGGUUCAUUCCCCUGCUGCUCUGGCUUUUUUGUUACCGUCUUCAUCAUUGCUGAUGAAUGUAGCUACUUUUUUGUUCAUAUAUCUGGACUCUGAUAUGGAGACUGCGAGGCAGUCAAAGUGUCUGGAUGAUGUAACUUCUUCUUUCUUUGUUGUUCUUCUUUUUGUGGCCUUUUUCAUUUCGAUUCAACUGGAUAAAGUGUGCUCCUCAGAGAAGCCUGUGGGAGACUGUAGUGUGCUGUAAGCUUGAAAUUACACAAGAACUGAAUAAAAAAGUGAUGGGACUGUUAGCUCAUUUGGAAUUCUACAACCCAUGGACUUGAACUGGUCAAAAGCAUCUAAAAAUGGACCGCAGAUCUUGCAUUCAAUGCAAACAAGGGACUUUUUACACAAUUUUUAUUUUCUUGAUACUAUACCACUGAGUAGUAACUGUUGGCCCAUGGUGAAUUAACUAACUGCUCCACAUACUAACACAAAUGUAAUUCUUUUUUUGAAGAACAACGACUUAUAGUUCCUGUUUGAAUCUGUAUGACAUUUUAUAUUUGCAAAGCUUAUGGGAAUAAAAAUGAUUUCAUUUCAAGCAGUAACUUUAAUGCAGUCAUGUGAACAUUAAAAAAACAAUUCAUCAUCUGAUAUGUAAAAAAAAAUACACAUCGAAGUUAAGCUUCAUUUGUCGAGACUUAUCUGCUCUGGCGCGUCCUUUGAUUGCUGACCAUUGCUGAUAUCUGUUGCUGGCAACAGAGCAACUAUAUUGUGACAUUAAAAAGCAUACCCGCAA
Astyanax mexicanus (Mexican tetra) is the source of this 2211-nucleotide messenger RNA. RefSeq names its product paired related homeobox 1b (gene prrx1b). NCBI's taxonomy places the organism in Eukaryota, Metazoa, Chordata, Actinopteri, Characiformes, Acestrorhamphidae. Gene Ontology annotation, biological process: regulation of DNA-templated transcription. The transcript has 5 exons. Bases 447 to 1133 code for a protein of 228 amino acids. Gene Ontology annotation, molecular function: DNA-binding transcription factor activity, RNA polymerase II-specific; DNA binding. The record is from RefSeq and is a predicted model, not a curated record.